AGAAGACAGACACCACCCACACACACUCAGACACACACUCACGCCACCAUGAGACCCAUCUUGUUGUCUGGUCACGAGCGCGCGCUCACUCAGGUGAAAUACUCGAAAGAAGGCGAUCUCAUUUUCUCCGUUUCCAAAGACCACGUCGUGUGCGGCUGGUACAGCACGAAUGGCGAGCGAUUCGGCGUAUACAAGGGCCAUCAGGGUGCCCUCUGGACUGUCGACGUCGACCCGACCACCACUCUCCUCGCUUCGGGAGGCGCAGACAACACGAUACGGCUGUGGGAAGUGCGGACGGGCAAACUGCUGAAGACGUGGGAAUUCGGAACCGCCAUCAAGCGCGUUGAGUUCAACGAGGACGGUACACAGCUGCUGGGCGUGACGGAGAAGCGCGCGGGACAACUAAGCUCGAUCCUGGUCUACGACAUCAACCAGGACCCAGCGGGCGAACAGGCCAAUGAAUACAGCAUGCGCAUCGUCGUGGACGACAUUCCCAAGGUCACAGUCGCCGGCUUCUCCUACAUGACCAAGUUCAUCAUCGCAGGACACGAAGACGGCAGCGUGACACAAUACGACGCAAAGGACGGUUCUGAGCUGAACCAUGUCUUCCCUCACGAGGAGAACUCGCCAGUCACAGAUUUGCAGUGGAGCUCGGAUCGCACCUACUUCAUCACGUCGUCAAAAGACAAAACCGCCAAGCUCAUCGAUGCGAAGACUCUAGAUGUGCUCAAGACAUAUGUCGCAGAUACGCCCCUCAACAGCGCCGCCAUGACACCCGAGCCCACCAACUAUGUCAUUCUGGGAGGUGGACAAGCAGCGAUGGACGUCACGACCACAUCCGCCCGACAAGGAAAGUUCGAAGCCCGUUUUUACCACAAGAUCUUCGAAGAGGAGGUGGGCAGAGUGAGAGGUCAUUUCGGUCCUCUGAACUAUGUUGCCGUCGACCCUUCCGGCAAGUCAUACUGCAGUGGUGGUGAGGACGGAUACGUUCGAGUACACCACUUCGACCCACCUUUCUUCGACUUCAAGUUUGAAGUGGAGCGAGAGCUGGAGCGAGAAGGGAGGAUGUAAAGGAAGCGCAUGUUCAUGAGCGACGAAAGCUAGAUGAAGGCGAAGGAUGGCAUAGCAAGGCGUUGUGGCGUAAGGUACGUCCGGUCGAUCGACCGACAUGAGGUCUGUGAAGUGCAUCAAAGCGCUCGGAAACUAGACUCUUUGACGCCGAAAAGGUAGCCUAUUCGAAUGACACCAGCUCGCGGCUGUUUUGCAGCACUCCUCGCUCGUACGUGUAUCCUUGUGAGCACCGGCCUCACCACGAUCCAGGAACCUGCACGGCUUUGCUUUUGUCGAAAUUUAGUGGACUGGGGGGGGUGAACGGAGAUACUGCCUACUACCUUAGGCUGGAAUACGAUUCCCUCUCGGAUGAGAAUGGAUGCAUCUGAAUAUCGAAAAGUCGGCAAGGGACAAUAUUCUUUGAUACACUUCUACAUUGUCACAGCAAAGACGCCAAGAUAUCUGUCUUCGAGAGGUGUAUGCGGGGUUGCAGAUUCCACACGUCUAUCUCCCACUUCUGCUCACCACCUGCACACUUAUACAUAUUUCCUCAUAUAGCUAGCCUAGCUGGACAGAAAGCAAUGAAAGAAGAAGAAGGAGAAGAAGGAGAACCACGACUACAUCAUCCUCCCAAAUGGGUUCUCGUCACCAACGUCACCCCCGGCAGCUUAGCAGAAGCCUUCACAC
Messenger RNA from Sphaerulina musiva SO2202, 1737 nucleotides. Its product is annotated as WD40 repeat-like protein. Gene Ontology annotation, molecular function: translation initiation factor activity; RNA binding; protein binding. Gene Ontology annotation, cellular component: cytoplasm; eukaryotic translation initiation factor 3 complex, eIF3m. The record is from RefSeq and is a predicted model, not a curated record. Lineage: Eukaryota; Fungi; Ascomycota; Dothideomycetes; Mycosphaerellales; Mycosphaerellaceae. Bases 49 to 1071 code for a protein of 340 amino acids. Gene Ontology annotation, biological process: cytoplasmic translational initiation. The transcript is spliced from 2 exons.